Messenger RNA from Brassica oleracea var. oleracea, 423 nucleotides. RefSeq names its product mini zinc finger protein 3. Bases 88 to 354 code for a protein of 88 amino acids. The transcript has a single exon. The record is from RefSeq and is a predicted model, not a curated record. Gene Ontology annotation, biological process: regulation of developmental process; regulation of DNA-templated transcription. Lineage: Eukaryota; Viridiplantae; Streptophyta; Magnoliopsida; Brassicales; Brassicaceae. Gene Ontology annotation, molecular function: transcription cis-regulatory region binding; DNA-binding transcription factor activity. Gene Ontology annotation, cellular component: nucleus.
AAGAGUCUCUGAUCAUUUCCCCCUCAAAACGAGAUAUUUGUAGAAAAAAAAUUAGGGGUUUUUGUCUAAGGAGAUCAGCUUAGGAAGAUGAAGAGGAGGCAAGUGGUGAUAAAACAAAGAAAAAGCUCCUACACUACGACUUCUUCUUCCAGCAACGUACGUUAUGUUGAGUGCCAAAAGAAUCACGCCGCUAAUAUCGGGGGCUACGCCGUUGACGGUUGCCGUGAGUUUAUGGCAAGCGGUGGCGAAGGAACCUAUGAUGCUUUAACGUGCGCUGCUUGUGGCUGUCACCGGAACUUUCAUCGGAGGGAAGUUGAAACGGAGGUUGUUUGCGAGUAUUCUCCUCCGAGUUGAAUCAACUAUUUAGCGAAGAUGGGGGAAAGAAGAAAAAAAUACUAUAAGAAAGGUAUUGUUGAUUUUUAA